AUGACUCAAGACGAAAGUUUACAUCAGAUACCUUCAGAGCAUAAAACAGAAAUAAACAUUUUAACUUUAGUAGAAGCAGAAGUCAAAGAAGAUAAAGAUUCUUCAUCAGAAAAAACUCUUGCAGAGACGGCACCUACAGAUGAUGCCAAAAAUGGCAUACCAAAUUAUGAAAUGAACCAAACUAUAGUUGCCACAGCUAUACCAGCCAUAGCAUUAGAAUUUAAAUCACUUGAUGAAGUCGCGUGGAUUGGAACGGCUUAUUUACUUGCUGCG
This is a messenger RNA of Racocetra fulgida, 273 nucleotides long. Lineage: Eukaryota; Fungi; Glomeromycota; Glomeromycetes; Diversisporales; Gigasporaceae. The record is from the annotation of a GenBank genome assembly.